AUGAUGGGGAGCCCGCGAAGGAUAACGGGCGCCACCAUCCUGUUCGCCAUUGUGCUGAGUAGUUUCAUCGGUAGCGCUUUCGGUUUCCUGUCGUGCUCGCCGUCACCGUGCAAACAUGGCGGCACGUGCGUUAGCCGCCCGAACGGUGCAUCCUACUGCAACUGUACGUCACGCUACACUGGAGAUUUCUGCGACUUUCCGAAUCCGUGCCACACGGCGGCCGGUCCCCGCUGCCAGAAUGGUGGCAACUGCGAGACGACCUUCCGCGACGGCAUACCAUCGUUUUCGUGCCGUUGUCCGAUCGGCUACACCGCGAGCCUGUGCGAGAUCCCGGUGAAGAAUGCGUGCGAUUCGUCACCGUGCAACAACGGUGGCAACUGCAAGCUAAAGACGCUGGACGAUUACACCUGCAUCUGUGCGACUGGCUACUCGGGCAAACACUGUGACAAGCAGAAUCUGUGCGCUUCUUCACCGUGUCGGAACGGUGGCACCUGUACGCUUUCCCCGAACGGCCACGUGAAAUGUAUCUGUCCGAAAGGCUUCCGCGGGAUGUUCUGUGCGGACGAUAUCGACGAGUGUCUGAAGAAUCCGUGCGAAAAUAAUGGCAAGUGCGUCAACACGCACGGUUCUUAUCAAUGCAUGUGCGAACCGGGCUACACUGGGAAGAAUUGCGAGUCGGGCUACAUCCCAUGCUCACCGUCACCCUGCCAGAAUGGUGGCACCUGCAAGCAAUCGACCAAGUACUCCUACGAAUGCAAAUGUCCUCCGGGCUUUCAAGGGAAGAACUGUGAGGAGAACACGGACGACUGCCCGGGCAAUCUGUGCCAGAACGGAGGCACUUGCGUGGACGGCAUCAACGCCUACCACUGCAGCUGCCCGUCCAGCUUUACCGGCGAGUUCUGCGAAAACGACGUGGACGAGUGUGCAUUGCGGCCUUCGAUCUGUCAGAAUGGCGCGACCUGUACGAACACGCACGGCAGCUACAACUGCAUCUGCGUGAACGGUUGGAAUGGGCCGGACUGCAGCAACAACAUUGACGAUUGCGUGGAUGCGGCCUGCUUCAACGGUGCAACCUGUAUCGACGGUGUCGGCAGCUUCUACUGUCGCUGCACGCCGGGCAAGACCGGGCUGCUGUGCCAUCUGGAUGACGCCUGCACAUCAAACCCGUGCCAUGCGGACGCGAUCUGUGACACCAGCCCGAUCAACGGCUCAUUCACGUGCUCGUGUGCGGUAGGGUACAAGGGUACCGACUGUUCGGAAGAUAUUGACGAAUGUGAUCAGGGAUCACCCUGUGAGCAUAAUGGUAUCUGCGUCAACACGCCCGGUUCCUUCGCCUGCAACUGCUCGCAAGGAUUCACCGGACCACGGUGCGAGACGAACGUCAACGAGUGCGAAUCCCACCCGUGCCAGAAUCAGGGCAGCUGUCUGGACGACCCUGGUACCUUCCGUUGCGUGUGCAUGCCAGGAUAUACUGGUACGCAGUGCGAGAUCGACAUCGACGAGUGCGCAACGAACCCGUGCUUGAAUGGUGGCAUCUGCCGUGAUAUGGUCAACUCGUUCAAAUGUACGUGUGCUAUCGGUUUCUCGGGUUUGCGGUGCCAGAUCAACAUAGACGACUGUAUGUCGCAACCGUGCCGGAACGGUGGCAUCUGUCACGAUUCGAUCGCCGGCUACUCGUGCGAAUGUCAGCCCGGCUACACGGGACUCUCGUGCGAAACGAACAUCAACGACUGCCAGUCGAAUCCGUGCCAUCGAGGCGCCUGCAUUGACGGUGACAACUCGUUCACGUGCCUGUGCAAUCCAGGCUAUACCGGAUAUCUGUGCCAGAUACAGAUCAAUGAGUGUGAAUCGAACCCGUGCCUGUUCGGCGGUCACUGUGAGGAUCUGGUCGGUGGUUAUAUGUGCCGGUGCCAGCCAGGAACGUCCGGGCCAAACUGCGAGGUAAACGUGAACGAGUGCCACAGCAAUCCGUGCCGGAAUGGUGCGAAAUGUAUCGACGGUAUCAAUCGGUACACGUGCCAGUGCGUGCCGGGAUAUACCGGGUUUCACUGCGAGACAAACAUCAACGAGUGUGCGUCGGAUCCGUGCGCUAAUGGAGGCGUUUGCAUGGAUCUGGUAAAUGGAUUCCGGUGCGAAUGUCCGCGCGGGUACUUCGAUGCACGGUGUCUGAGCGAUGUGGACGAGUGUGCGUCGAAUCCGUGCAUCAAUGGUGGCCGGUGCGAGGAUGGCGUCAACCAGUUCAUCUGUCACUGUCCGCCGGGAUACGGUGGGCGGCGUUGCGAGAUCGAUAUCGACGAGUGUGGUUCGAAUCCGUGCCAGCACGGUGGUAUCUGUCGUGAUGGGUUGAACGCGUACACCUGCCAGUGUAUGCCGGGGUACACGGGCCGCAACUGUGAGAUCAACAUCGAUGACUGCGUGAACAAUCCGUGCAGGAAUGGUGGCUCUUGCAUCGAUCUCGUAAACGGCUACAAGUGCGUGUGCCGUGGUCCAUUUACCGGGCGUGACUGCGAAUCGAAGAUGGAUCCGUGUCAGCCGAACCGAUGCCGGAAUGGAGCAAAGUGUUCACCGAGCCCGAACUAUCUUGAUUUUGCUUGCUCGUGCACCCUUGGAUAUACCGGUCGGUUGUGUGAUGAGGACAUCAACGAGUGUGCCCUGUCGUCACCUUGCCGGCAUGGUGCGACGUGUCGCAAUACGAACGGAUCGUACCACUGUAUCUGCGCGAAGGGAUACGAAGGUCGGGACUGUACGAUCAACACGGACGACUGUGCGUCGUUCCCGUGCCAGAAUGGAGGUACCUGCCUGGAUGGGAUUGGUGACUACACGUGCCUGUGCGUGGACGGGUUCGAAGGCAAGCACUGCGAGGUCGACAUCAACGAGUGUCUGUCGAUGCCGUGCCAGAACGGUGCGACCUGCAAUCAGUACGUGAACUCGUACACCUGCACCUGUCCGCUCGGUUUUAGCGGGAUGAACUGCCAAACGAACGAUGAAGACUGCACGGAAAGUUCGUGCAUGAACGGUGGUACCUGCAUCGACGGUAUCAACAGCUACAACUGUUCGUGCGAAACAGGCUACACCGGUUCGAACUGUCAGUAUCGCAUCAACAAGUGCGACUCACAGCCGUGCCGGAACGGUGCGACUUGCCACGAUUACGAGAACGACUACACGUGCCACUGUUCGUACGGAUACACGGGCAAGCAGUGCAUGGAUUACGUCGACUGGUGUACGCAGAAUCCGUGUGAAAACGGUGCAACAUGUACCCAGCAGGACAACACGUACCAUUGUGCGUGUGCUGCUGGUUGGACCGGGAAGUUGUGCGAUGUGGAGAUGGUGUCGUGUAAGGAUGCGGCUGCUAGGAAGGGCGUCGAUGCGAAGCAUCUCUGUCACAACGGAACGUGUGAAGAUUUUGGGAACUCGCAUCGGUGUCGGUGUGCACGUGGAUAUACGGGUUCGUACUGCCAUCAUGAGAUAAACGAGUGUGAAUCACAACCGUGCCGUAAUGGUGGCACGUGCAAGAAUCUGAUCGGUUCGUAUCGGUGCCAAUGUCGGGCUGGAUUCCAGGGCCAGAACUGUGAGCUAAACAUUGACGAAUGUAAGCCGAAUCCGUGCCGUAAUGGUGGCAUCUGUCACGAUUUGGUCAAUGGGUACAAGUGUUCCUGUCCACCAGGAACGAUCGGUGUGCUGUGCGAGAUCAACACGGACGACUGUACGCCUGGUGCAUGCCAUAAUAAUGGCAGCUGUGUAGAUAAGGUGGGUGGCUUUGAGUGUCGCUGUCCGCCAGGAUUUGUGGGCGCAAGAUGCGAGGGAGACAUCAACGAAUGUCUGUCGAACCCGUGCUCCAAUCCGGGUACGCUGGACUGCGUGCAGCUGGUAAAUGAUUAUCAUUGCAACUGUAAGCCAGGUCACAUGGGACGACACUGCGAGGUGAAGGUAGAUUUCUGUGCCAACAGUCCGUGCUUAAACGGUGGACAGUGUUCGACGCGUCAGUCCGGCCAUCAUUGUGUGUGCGCGGAUGGGUACUACGGCAAGAACUGUGAGUUUAGCGGACACGAUUGUGAUUCGAACCCGUGCGUUAAUGGACUGUGCCAGAUUGCGGAUGAUGGUGGUUAUCGGUGCGAUUGUCCGCUCGGUACGAGUGGCGUAAAUUGCGAGCUGGACAUCCUGGACGAGUGUGCUUCGGUACCGUGCGAAAAGGGUGCACCGUGCCAGAACAAGCUCGGUGACUUCGAGUGUCUCUGCCCGCCGAAGUGGAGCGGCAAGACGUGCAACACGUACGAUCCACACUAUCACGGCUGGUACGAUACGACACAGCAGCAGCAGCAGCAACGUCCACACAAGCAUGGCGGUGCGGCCUUGCCGAACAUUUACGCGAUCGAUUUGGAGUAUCAGAGGGCACAGUGCGUAAAGAAGGGCUGCCGGGAGAAGCAGGGCAACCAUCGGUGCGACGAGGAGUGCAACACGUAUGCAUGCGACUUCGAUGGUAAUGAUUGUUCGCUCGGCAUUAACCCGUGGCUCAACUGUACUGCCAGCAUCAACUGCUGGGAGGUGUUUAUGGACGGGUUCUGCAAUGAGGAGUGCAACAAUGCGGUCUGUCUGUUUGAUGGGCGCGACUGCGAGAAGAAGCUGCAACCGUGCAACCCGAUCUAUGAUGCAUACUGUCAGAAGCAUUAUGCGAACGGGUUCUGCGAUUACGGGUGCAACAAUGCGGAGUGUAACUGGGACGGGCUGGACUGCGAGAAUGAGAAGGAACCGGCCCAGCUGGCGGAAGGUGCCAUCUCGAUCAUACUGCUGAUGGAUGCGGCCACGUUCCGUGCGAACGCGAUUCAGUUUCUGCGCGAUCUUGGUCAUCAGCUGCGGACGACGGUGCGGAUAAAGAAGAAUGCGGCCGGGAUGGAGAUGAUCUACCCGUGGAAGGGUGGUACGGCACUGCAGGGCCUGACGGACAGUGAGUUCGGGCGUAAGCAUCACGUGGUGUACACGGAGACGCGACAGAUCGGUAUCCAGGUGUAUCUGGAGCUGGACAACAGGAAGUGUAUCGGUAUGAGUGGUGCGGAAUGCUUCGGAACGGCAAAUGAGGCGGCUGAGUUUUUGGCGGCCACUGCCUCGAAACACUCGCUAUCGAAACAGUUCCCGAUCUAUCAGGUGAAGGGUGUCAAUCCGGACGAUGAUGGGUUGCCGGGCGCAACGAAUGUGAAUUACGUGCUGGGUGGAUUCUUUGGACUGUUGGCACUGGCGUUCUUCAUUGUGCUGGUGGUGAAUCGUAAGCGUGCGCACGGCAUUACGUGGUUCCCGGAAGGGUUCUUUACUGCGAACACAAACGUACGACGGCCAUCUCGUCGUCGGCCCGAUGGUCAGGAAAUGCGUAACCUGAACAAGAACCCAUCCAUGGUGGAUAUGGUGGUGGCGAAUGGAGUCGGUGGACACGGGAGCGGUGCUGGAGGAGGACACGGUAUGAUGGGCCACGGACAGCAGUGGUGCAACAGUGACGACGAGUCGGAGAUGCCAACGGCUCGCAAACGUAUGCGCGCAAUCGAUCAGGGCUAUUCGAGCGACCACACCGCAAUUACGGAUUACGAGGAAACGGAACCACGCGUCUGGGCUCAGCAACACUUCGAGGCGGCGGAUAUCCGUGAUCAUCCAGCGAUGAUGACACCGCCAACGCACCACGAUGGUGAUGUGCGUGACGUGGAUGUGCGUGGACCGUGUGGCAUGACACCGCUCAUGGUCGCCGCCGUACGUGGUGGUGGGCUCGAUUCUGGCGAAGAUAUCGAUUCGACGGACGACUCGGCGGCCCAGAUCAUCUCGGAGCUGGUCGCGCAGGGUGCCGAACUGAAUGCCACAAUGGACAAGACUGGUGAAACAUCGCUCCAUCUAGCGGCACGGUAUGCGCGGGCCGAUGCAGCGAAACGGUUGCUGGAUGCGGGCGCAGAAGCAAACAGUCAGGAUAAUACUGGACGCACACCACUGCACGCGGCAGUUGCGGCUGAUGCAAUGGGUGUGUUCCAGAUACUGUUGCGCAACCGGGCAACAAACCUAAACGCCCGGAUGCACGACGGUACGACACCGUUAAUCCUGGCCGCACGACUUGCCAUCGAGGGCAUGGUGGAGGAUCUAAUACAGGCUGACGCUGACAUUAACGCGGCAGAUAAUAGCGGCAAAACGGCACUGCACUGGGCGUCGGCUGUGAACAAUGUGGACGCGGUGAACAUUUUACUUUCCCACGGUGCGAACCGUGACGCACAGGACGAUAAGGACGAAACACCACUGUUCCUAGCGGCACGGGAAGGUUCGUUCGAGGCGUGCCGUGCGCUGCUCGAUAACUUUGCCAACCGUGACAUCACCGAUCACAUGGAUCGGCUACCGCGUGACGUUGCCAGCGAACGGCUCCAUCACGAUAUUGUGCGCCUGCUGGACGAACACGUACCACGGUCGCCCCAGAUGGUCACAACGAUACCGUCCGGCAAUGGAGGUAGUGCGGCGAGCGGUCCCGGCAACACCAUCAUGUCACCGACGCACGCACACAUGAUCACUCACCCAACGAUAAUUGCGUCGGCCAAGCAGAGCAAGCAGAAGAAACAGCGCCAGCAGAAGAUGAAUGUCGGUGGUGUCGCAGGUUCAUCGGCGGCGGCGGCUGCAGCAGUCGCUGCUGCACAGGCCGCAGCCGUGGCAGCGAACAUGGGUUGUGGUGUUGGUGGAUUGACAUCCAGCCAAAACCCGACCAGUCCGCAGGACGGUGGAGCCGAUCUGGUGGCGGGCAGUAUGCGACGAAAAGCCGUAGCCAAGAAGUCGGGUAACAGCGCGGCGAACAAGAAAGCGACAAACUCUACCGGCGGUGGUGGGGGAAGCGGUGCGGGCGGUGGCACGCCUGGUCAUGGAGGACUGACCGAUCUGGGGCUGGCGGAUGAUCAGCUCAGUUCGGUAGAGUCACCAAUCGCUAACCUCAACAGCCCGUACGACUCGGUGAGUCUUUACUCGAACGCCAUGACCGUGCAUCAGCUCGACACGAUCAGCCCAAACAGUGGUAAUUCAGGAGGCGGUAAUGGUAUCAUGCCAAAGAAACCUCCCAGCUAUGAAGACUGCAUAAAGAGCGCACAGUCGAUGCAAUCGCUGCACAACAUUCAGCUCGAUAACUAUGGCUACUCGCUCGGAGGAAAUGUCACUGGCGGUGCAAAUCAGUUUUCCGAUCUGCUGAUGAGCCAACAGCGCUCGUUAAACAGUGGAGGCGGCGGUGGAGGUGGCGGUGGGGUUGGGUCCCUCGCAUCGAACGGUAUGUGUCCGACAGGAAAUAACCUAAUGCACACAGCCAUGCACACGAUGGGCGAGAGUGGGCUUAGUCCGCCGUACUCCAACCAAUCACCUCCUCACUCGGUACAGAGCAAUAUGGCGCUCUCGCCUCAAGGCUAUAUAGUGUCACCUGAUCACAACGCCUUUGCAGGUUCUCCCUCGCCCGCCAAAACACGCCCCAGCCUGCCAACCUCACCGACGCACAUCCAGGCGAUGAGGCAUGCGCAGCAGCAAAAGCACAACAUACAGAUGAUCUCCAGCGGCAAUCUGCAACAGCAGCAACAGCAGCAGCAGCAGCAGCAAGGUGCCAACAGCUUAAGCUGCAAUGGUGGAGGCCAACAGCAGCAGCAGCUGGGCGGAGGGUUAAGUAGUAGCAAUGGUGGCAACGGUGCAAACAACAACUCCACAUCCAACAGUGCAAUGCUGGCCGGUCUGCAAAUGAACUUCGUCAACGGUUCCAGCGGGCUCGAGCUGGCUGGAUUCUGCAGUCCAACUGGUCAAGGAUCUCAAGCAUCGACCUCUCAGAACACGACUGGCACGACCAGCACGGCGAUGACGGUAGCAUCGGCACAUCUCUCACCGCUGAGCCAACAACAGCAACAGCAAGUGUUGGCCAUGGUUGCUCAGCAGCAGGCCCAACUGAACAGUCAGCAGCAGCAAGCUCAUCAUCAACUUCAACAACAACAGCUGCAACAGCAGCAACAACAGCAACAGCAACAACAGCAACAGCAGCAGCAACAACAACAGCAACAGCAGCCACAGCAACAACAGCAACAACAAUCAUCCUUCUACCAAUAUCUGACACCACCGAGCCAGCACAGUGGCGGUGUGACGCCGCAGCAUCUCGUGCAGACGCUCGACAGCUACCCGACACCAUCGCCGGAAUCGCCCGGCCACUGGUCAAGUUCCUCGCCGCAUUCAACGUCCGACUGGUCCGAAGGCGUACAGUCACCGGCCAACAACGUGUACGUCACGAGUGCGGCCGGCCACCAGGCGAACAAGGGUUCGGAAGCGAUCUAUAUCUAAACCGAAGGGACGACAGU
This is a messenger RNA of Anopheles maculipalpis, 8324 nucleotides long. RefSeq names its product neurogenic locus Notch protein (gene N). Gene Ontology annotation, biological process: regulation of developmental process; heterophilic cell-cell adhesion; multicellular organism development. The transcript is spliced from 11 exons. The coding region runs from base 1 to 8307 and encodes 2768 amino acids. Gene Ontology annotation, molecular function: calcium ion binding; protein binding. The record is from RefSeq and is a predicted model, not a curated record. NCBI's taxonomy places the organism in Eukaryota, Metazoa, Arthropoda, Insecta, Diptera, Culicidae. Gene Ontology annotation, cellular component: plasma membrane; protein-containing complex.